UGCCCGUGCCCUCAUUGUUCUCGUUCUGUAUAAAGAGAAUACAGGCGGUGGCGGCCUUAAUACUUUAUUUAACGCGGCAAACUCAUUGAUGGGAAUAUGGAAAAGAUCGUCUUCUACGAGGACAGGGGCUUCCAGGGCCGGCAGCACGAGAGCAGCGGCGACUUCAGCGACCUGCGCACGUACGUCAGCCGCUGCAACUCCAUCAAAGUCCUGGCAGGGUUCUGGGUGGUCUACGAGAAGCCCAACUACACGGGCCACCAGUACGUGCUGGGCCCCGGCGAGUAUCCGGACUACCAGUACUGGCUGGGCAUCAGCGACGCGGUCAGGUCCUGUCGCGUCGUUCGACACGUGGGGGACGCGUGGAGGAUGAAGAUCUGGGAGAAGCCGGACUUUGAGGGCGAGUCCGUGGAGCUGUCGGACAACAUGGCCGCCUUCCAGGAGCGCUGGCAGAGCCGCGGCGUCCAUUCCUGCAAAGUGUUGGAGGGGGCCUGGGUGUUCUACGAGCAACCCAACUACAGGGGGCGCCAGUACCUGCUGGAGAGGGGCGAGUAUAGACGCUACUCGGAGUGGGGGGGCCGGCAGCCCAACGUGGGCUCUGUGCGCCGGGUAAAGAGCUGA
Messenger RNA from Fundulus heteroclitus (mummichog), 618 nucleotides. RefSeq names its product gamma-crystallin S-1. Lineage: Eukaryota; Metazoa; Chordata; Actinopteri; Cyprinodontiformes; Fundulidae. Bases 97 to 618 code for a protein of 173 amino acids. The transcript is spliced from 3 exons. Gene Ontology annotation, biological process: lens development in camera-type eye; visual perception. Gene Ontology annotation, molecular function: structural constituent of eye lens. The record is from RefSeq and is a predicted model, not a curated record.